Molecule: messenger RNA, 1074 nt
Organism: Brassica rapa (field mustard)
Lineage: Eukaryota; Viridiplantae; Streptophyta; Magnoliopsida; Brassicales; Brassicaceae
Source: RefSeq, a predicted model, not a curated record
CUUUGGCUUAUCAACGAUUCGCCUAGGUUUUCAAAGACUGUGAGAAGUAUGCUGGAUUUAAGGCCGCAACUUCAACUCUAUCUUCGCUGCAGCGUUGGGGAUGGACAUACAGCUUUGUUUUGGUAUGAUUACUGGACUGAGCUGGGUCCUCUAAAUCUCCUAUUCGGUAGCUCAGGGCCUGCAACCCUAAGGAUUCCUCUAGAUGCUACUGUCUCACAAGCAGUUCGCAAUGGUCACUGGAACCUUUCCCCUGCCCGGUCUGAAGAUGCAGUAACCCUGCAGAUUAUACUAUCUACAUUGAAUGUCCCAUGUGAAGCAAAUGGCAGUGAUGUUUACUUGUGGAAAAUUCAAUCCGGUGGCUUUGCGGCUACUUUUUCUUCAAGCGUUACUUGGGGGAGACUACGAGUUCCUAACACCGUGGUUCCUUGGCACUCGACAGUGUGGUUCAAAGAGGAAAUACCACGUUGUUCUUUUAUUACUUGGACAGCCUUCCUUCGAAGACUUCCAACUCGUGACAGAUUGAUUUCUUGGGGAUUAUCUCUUCCAUCAGGUUGUGUCCUCUGUACUUCUGCUGAUGAAUCACAUUCUCAUCUUUUCUUUGAAUGCUCGUUUGCUGUUGCUCUUUGGAAUCGCUUUUGUGGCAGGUACUUGGCGUCUCCUCCUAACUCCGUUGCAGCAGUAGUCGCUCGAUGCCAGCAGCUUCAAGGACCUCACGCUUCUCGGGCUGUAGCUGUUCUGAAACUCCUGAACCAAGUUAUUAUAUACAACCUCUGGCGCGAAAGAAAUGCUCGUAUUUUCAAAGACACUGCCUUGUCUCCGGAAGCUUUCUUCAGGGUGGUGGAUAGAAGUAUGCGGGAUAGGUUGCUGUCUCUCCGGUCGAUGACUGCAUCAACUCCCUUUUUGCUUGAGCUGUACUUUUGGUUUGUUUCCCCCUAUAGUUAAUGCUACCCAAGGUUCUCUUUAAGGCUCUCCUCAAUCUCUCCUCUCCUUCUCUAUUUUGUUCUUUGUAAUAAGUUGUGUUUCCUCACAACAUUGUAAAAUUCAGAAAAUGGUUAUAAAUCUUAACAUUUAUAC